AGAGGCAUAGGCAAUACAAUGAUGUACAGGCGCUGUCAGUGUCAUCAUAAAAAUUUUCAUUUUCACCUCGAAGAAACUACAGGUCAUUCGUAUCGUGCAUACAUGUAUUCAGAGAUAAUUUUAAUCUUAGUAAUCUUAGAGUUCCCCAAAACAUCAGUAAAUGUUACUUCGUAAGUGCUAUGUAGUAGUAUUCUCAAGUAGAAUAACAGUACGGUCGCCGGUGAGGAUUUGCUGCAAAUCAAGCAGUCAGCUCAGUCGUCGAGCGGAUAAGACAGCUUCUUUGCCAUCAGUAUUCUUUCCUUCGCACGUGUGUGUGUGUGUGCAUAUGGUGUGCGGCGUUGUAGUGGCAGUAUCCGGAAGUUGAACGGAAUGGACAGCGGUGGCGGCGAAAGCCUGGGUUUGGAAUCUGUAAAUCGCUUGCUUCGUCAGCAAGGCCUGAGUGCCCUGUCGGCACAACCUCUCACAAGCAUACUGGAUGACAACGAUCUUCUCCUGGAGGGUGUACUUCUUGGUCAAACGGCUUUAUCAGAGCUACGAGGGUCCUUACAACAACUGAUCGCCGAUGGAGAGCACAGUCGUAACGUCAAUCAGCAGCUCAUGACCGAGCUGCAGAAUUGCCGGAACUCCCUGCAGGAGGAGAAGCAGAGAUGUGGCACAAUGCGGGAUGAGUUGCAGCAGCAGAAAAGACUGAAGACAGACCUGCAAGCUGCCAAUGAGGAACUCAGUGGCGCUCGCCUGGAGGAGCUGAAGAGACACAGCCGUGAGGUGGACGAGCUGAAAGACGGUCGUGACGCGGCGUGGGCAAUGGUUGGCGUUCUCAAUCGAGAUAAUGACGCGCUCAAGGCACGAUUAGCGGACUCACAGAAUGCAGAUGAGAGGCACAAAAAGUGGAGAGCGCCGGGUACAAGAACAAGACGGCUUUCUGAUGGUGACACAGACCAACCUUAUGUGCAGACUCUUGGUCUACUUUCCACAUCUCGGGAACAGAUACACAAGUUGCAACACGACAUCAACGGAAUGAGGAAGGAUAUGCAGGACUGCCGGGAGGCCAGCUCCAACCAUACCUCUCCGCUUCUCGAGCACAGGGGGUUCCCCUCAUCGGCACCGCACCAGCAUGCCAGCACGCAGUCGCCAUCACCGCCUCACCGAGGCCAGGAAGCGGCCAGCCAAUCACCGACGAGCGAUGAUGUCAUCACAGUGGCGGGGAGGGUGCUGAACACGGACGUUGAAAGCAGGAGUGAGGUCCUGAACAGUACUCUGGAGACGGACACCACUGAGUGGGCACUACUCGGUGAGAAAGUUGAACGGCUCAGCAAGAGCAAUGUGCUGCUGCAGAACGACCUAGACAACUGCAAGCGGAAACUGCAGCAAGCCGCUUUAGAGACAGCUUGUCUGAAGUCAGUGUGUUCCCAACUGUCGGUGUCUGACCACACACAGUUGCCCAGUGCUGUCGAGAGACUCAUGGUGGCUGUCGGAGCACUACCCACACUAGAAGAGUUUUAUCGAGAGGUCACCAAGGUAGUUCCGGCUCCUCUGCAGGACGAUGUAGAUAGCGACACCACGGCAACGGAGGAAGCAUCGUCCCAUCACCAUGCCAACUGGUGUGCCGUGCAGUGGAAUCAUGUGAUCCCGACCAUACGCCUGUGGAAGCAAGCAGUCGAUGACGCUGUUGAGCCGAGCAAUGGCAAGACAAGCCGGCGCAGUCUGAAGGCGCUUCAAUCGACUGUUCAGCACAUCCAGUCACUGUUCGACAUCGCCCAUGUAUCCAGUAUUGUGCCUCUAAUGAACAGCGUGUACUUGCGGUUGAAGGAAGCGGAAACGCUAAAGAAAGCGCUACGAGACGUCCUUGGUUUGGACUCCAAAUGUGGUGUAUCCCGCAUCAUCUCGGUAGCCGAGUCUUUGACUGAUUCUGAACAUUGCCAGACCGUGAUCAAGCUCACCCUGGAAAGGGAGAAGCUGAAAGCCAGUCUAGACAACAGCACGCAACUACUCGUAUCAUUUCGUGAUCUGAUGUCUCAGAUCCUGAGCAUUGUCGGUGUUGACGCGCCAAGCAAAAUCCCUCAAGAGGUUGCCCGGCUAAAGUUACAAGUGCUCACCAACGCGUAGCAAGUCGACUCCGCAGAAGAUACCGUAACCAUGACAUCAUUGCGUUGUCAUGAUGACAUUUCUAUGACGAGUAGCUCCGGUACAUACCGUGCUGGUUUGGAGCGAAUCAGCCGAGCCGAUGUCCGAGAGCAAACAGAAACUCUGUGCUGCUUGAGUUGAUGGCCGCUUUGCUCACCUGAAUGAUCUGUGAGCGAUGCUUGUACUAAUCUACUGAUCUGAUAUGGCUCCUGCCGACCUUUGUUUUAUGUGGGAGAGCAUCAUGUCCAUUUCUUCCAUAUUGGAAAGGUUGAGAUGCACGUUGCUUCCGACGUGACGCGCAAUCCCAUGUCAAAUUUGGCGUAAAACUCCAAAUUUCAACGUGAGCUGCAGUUCGUUCACGUUGUGUUUCGACGUGCGAGCCAAAUAACGCGAGCUGAACUUUCGCGUCACGUCGGAAAUAACGUGCUUCUUAACCUCUCUAGUAUCUUGCCACAACCUGAGGUGUCCAUCGCGCCCACGUUCAUAUGGCCCACCACUGUUACGAGUAGGCACUAUGUCGAUAGUACAGCUGAGACGACAUGUCGCCAUGCACGUGCGUUGAGAAUCUAUUGAGAAUUUCUGUUGGAUGUAGAAUUCUUUUCUGGUGAUGCCAUCCACUGAUUUGGGGAGUGGUUUUUGGUGGAUGUCAUAAUGAUAUCAAUUUUCCAAGCAAAACAUGGAAAACCCGAUCAUCCCAGCCAAACAUCCCAUCCAUUGACCUAGCGAGUGAUUAUGUGGUAGAUGCCACAAUGAUAUUAUUAAUUUGCAAGCAAAACUUGGAAAGACAAUCUCAGACAGAAGGUUAUCCUUCAGCUAAUGUCGUGAGCGUUAUCUUGGAAAUUGUCACUAUGGUCAGGAUAAAGAAAUUGCAUACCCU
This is a messenger RNA of Sycon ciliatum, 3001 nucleotides long. Its product is annotated as centrosomal protein of 70 kDa-like. Gene Ontology annotation, biological process: regulation of microtubule cytoskeleton organization; cilium assembly. Lineage: Eukaryota; Metazoa; Porifera; Calcarea; Leucosolenida; Sycettidae. The transcript has 17 exons. The record is from RefSeq and is a predicted model, not a curated record. Gene Ontology annotation, molecular function: gamma-tubulin binding. Gene Ontology annotation, cellular component: centrosome. Bases 370 to 2106 code for a protein of 578 amino acids.